Episyrphus balteatus (marmalade hoverfly) is the source of this 2674-nucleotide messenger RNA. Its product is annotated as mitogen-activated protein kinase kinase kinase 4-like. Gene Ontology annotation, biological process: MAPK cascade; protein phosphorylation. The coding region runs from base 1 to 2523 and encodes 840 amino acids. Lineage: Eukaryota; Metazoa; Arthropoda; Insecta; Diptera; Syrphidae. The transcript has 9 exons. The record is from RefSeq and is a predicted model, not a curated record. Gene Ontology annotation, molecular function: protein kinase activity; ATP binding.
AUGAUAUCUAUGGAAAUAUUACCUUCGUACAUUCCCACAUUUGUUUUUCUCAGUAUUAUUCCAUUGGAGUUUAUGCAUGAGUUUUUGCGAAUGCGUCUUGAGACACGGCCACAAAAACCAAAUCCUCUUAGUCUAAAACAAUUAAUGAAAGAACUUCGUGAGGGCUUAACCCUUGCUCUUACCCAUCGAGAGAAUUAUCACAGACACAUAACUUCAGCAUUGCAAGAAAACGAAGAAGAAUUGGAGAAAUAUUUAAAAAUAUUGGAUCAAUUUGAUUCCACUGUGAAGACUACAUUUGGAGUGUAUCUAGAUUAUGUUGAUCAAAUGGUUAUAGAAGCAUCAUCGGAAAGUCAUCAGAAAUCAGCUUUGGAAAAAGAAUGGAUGUUCACUAAACUUGUUAGUCCAAUGAUUCAUGGAAUGCAUGCAUUGGCAACUAAAAAAUUUUGUUUAGUGAUUCGAAAACUUCUAAGCAACAUCAGUGAACGUCUUGUACAAAAAGUCCAUGAACUCGAUACUAAAAUUGAAACAACAAAUUCCCACCCCGAAGACAAAAAGAAAGAUCUCUUCCAAAUAUGUCGUGACACUCAAUGUUUUUUCACCUCCGAACGAGAGAGUUCCCUAAAAAUUCUAUUCUUUGCCAAAACAUUUUGCCGUGACGUCGAACAUUCCGACUUUCAUCGCGAACACUACGAAGAAUACCUUAAUCGAAAUAAAUUAAAUAAUUUCGUUUGUCCUGCCGUCAAACAAGAAUUUAAGUUGGUUCAAAAAGAUGUUCUCGAAGUGCGAGAUAGACUUAAGCAAAUAAUCGAACGUAUUCAACAACAGUGUUGUGUUCGAAAUAUUAUUGAAUUAGACGAACAAGAUCGUCAAUCUGUAUUCUCCGGAUAUCGUGAAGUCUUGCAUCAAGGAUUUAAAUUUGGUUUUGAAUACAACAAAGAUGUCAUUCGAUUGUUCGAACAGAAGAUUAUGAAAAAUCGUGAUAUAACGUCUGACAAAAAUCUUGCCUUAGGAAUUGUUGCCUUUUCGAAAAUGUGGAUGGAGUUUGUUACGGAACGUUGCGAACGAGGACGAGGUGUUCGUCCUCGAUGGGCUUCUCAAGGUCUAGAGUUUCUUAUAUUAGCUUGUGAUCCUCAAAUAACACGAUUCCUCGACGAUCAUCAGUUUGAGGAAUUAAAACACAAAAUGGACCAUUGCAUAUCACAUGUGAUUGGAAUCAACUCGGAACCGGAGAAAACAAAGAAAAAAGCUAGUCCACGGACACGUAAGACAUCUUCUCCUGUAACUAGUCGAUCACGAACACCCACACGAUCUCCUCUAUCAGCUGGAGUAGGUGUAGAUUACUCAUCACAAAAGUUCCUCCAUCCACAGUUGAGUUUAAAAGAAGAACCAUCUUCUCCAUCGGAUUACAGUUCAGUUGAUACCCCGGAUUGCGAUUCAACAAACUUAAAUACCAUAAGACUGAUAGUUCCGAGUAGAAUGGGAUUAGAUAGUCUAGUAUUGCGGCAAAUACGGGUUCGAGAUGCCGUCAAUCGGUUGGAUAUGGAGAUUGAAAAUGCAUUGCGAAGCAAGAAUCUUAUCGGUCAGGUUAAGGCUUUAAAUACUUGUGACAAAAUUCAGAUACGGGCAAGAAGUGUGAAUUUCCAUUGGCAUCGAGGAAUUAAGAUUGGCCAAGGCCGUUUUGGAAAAGUCUACACAGCUGUGAACAACUCAACAGGGGAGCUUAUGGCCAUGAAAGAAAUUGCAAUCCAACCUGGCGAAACUCGAGCUUUGAAAAAUGUUGCCGAUGAAUUGAAAAUUCUGGAAGGUAUUACACAUCGUCAUCUUGUUCGUUAUUAUGGAAUCGAAGUGCACAGAGAGGAAUUACUUAUUUUUAUGGAACUUUGUCCAGAAGGAACACUAGAAUCACUUGUUGAGGUGUCCGAUAUCUUUCCAGAGGGUCUUACUCGACGUUUUACAGCCCAAUUGCUUUCGGGUGUACAAGAAUUGCAUAAACAUGGCAUUGUACAUCGUGAUAUAAAGACUGCAAAUAUAUUCCUAGUCGAUGAGAGCAAUAGCCUUAAAUUGGGUGAUUUUGGUUCUGCGGUACAAAUUCAAGCUUAUACCACAGUGCCUGGUGAAUUACAGGGACAUGUUGGAACACAUGCAUAUAUGGCUCCGGAAAUGUUUACAAAAUCUUACAGCGAUGGACAUGGUCGUGCUGCUGAUAUAUGGUCAGUGGGUUGUGUUGUUAUUGAAAUGGCUUCAGGAAAACAUCCUUGGUGGCAAUAUGAUUCUGGUCAUCAAAUUAUGUUCAAAGUGGGAAUGGGUGAAGCUCCAAAAGCACCAGAUACUUUGUCACAGGAGGGACAUGAUUUUCUACAAAUGACUUUGCAACAUGAUCCUAAAAAACGUUGGUCAGCAGUUCAGCUAUUGGAACAUAACUUUUGCAAGGUUAUAGAUGAAGAUUGUCAUAUAUCUACAAGACCGCGGUCGACAUUCAUUUCGGAGGAGCUAUUAAUCGAUUAUAAAGAUAAACCUUGUUGAAUGUUAUCUAUAUGUGUACCUACUUGACUUCAUUUCGUGUAGAUGAUAACGAAAAACAAAAUACCGCUGUUGGCGGACUUAUAAAAUGCAUUUGUUCAUAAGACGGGAUUAAUAAUUUAAUUAUAUAUAUAUUUUUACUUUAAAUUUUAAA